AUGCGCAAGAGGAAGGAGAAGCUUGAGGCCUGGCGUGCCCAGAAGCGACUCGAACUCGAGCAGCUGGGUAUCAAGGAGGAUCCUGCCACAACCGCAACCGAUGGUGAAGAUGCAUCGAAUGCAGAUGGCGAGAAGAAGAAAUGGAGUCUCGAGGAUGAAGAGGAUGAUGAAGAGGUCGAGGGAGGUGAGAAUGGAGACAAGAUGGACGAGGAGAAGGCAGCACCAGCACCAGCACCGACGAAGAUGGAGAUCGAAGCCUCCACCCAACCGGCAGCCGCGGCAGAGGAGGAGGACGAUGUGGAUCCGCUCGACGCCUACAUGACCGGCAUCCAGCAGGAGGUGAGGAAGCUGGUGACGGUGUCGACCGUGUUGAAGGAUGCCGGCUCCGCAUCUCGCAAGAUCGUGACGCGAGUAGAGGGAGUCGCCCCGGCCGCGAGUGCGCCGGCGGUGCAGCAGAACAAGCAGCAGGUGCGAUCGAAGCUCGGCGAGCGGUUCUACGCGGACGAUGAGGAUCAGGAUUGGAGCGAAUUGGCCGCCCCCGUAGAGGAGGAAUCGGCGCUCGACAAGGCCGCGGCGGCCAAGAAGAAGAGGGAGAUCCCCGUCGUCGACCAUUCCAAGAUCGCCUACAUCCCAUUCCGCAAGGAUCUCUACAUCGAGGUGCCCGAGCUCAAGAAGAUGACCAAGGAGGACGUGGUGCAGUAUCGACGCGACCAGCUCGAGGAUCUCAAGGACUUUUCGCAGUGCGGCCUCUCGUCGAAGAUCUACGCCGUCAUGAAGCACAGCAGCUUCGAGAAGCCCACGCCCAUCCAGGCCCAGGCCAUCCCCGCCAUCAUGUCCGGGCGCGACCUCAUCGGCUGCGCCAAGACGGGGUCGGGCAAGACGCUCGCGUUCCUGCUGCCCAUGCUGCGCCACAUCCUCGACCAGCCGCACCUCGAGCCCGGCGAGGGUCCGAUCGGCCUCAUCAUGGCGCCCACGCGCGAGCUGGCGCUGCAGAUCCACCGAGACGCCAAGAAGUUCUGCAAGGGCAUCGGCCUGCGCUCGAUCUGCGUCUACGGCGGGUCGGUGGUGGCCGACCAGAUCUCCAAGCUCAAGGCCGGCGCCGAGAUCGUCGUGUGCACGCCCGGGCGCAUGAUCGACAUCCUCAGCACCAACAGCGGCCGCAUCUGCAACCUGCGCCGCGUGACGUUCGUCGUGCUCGACGAGGCCGACCGCAUGUUCGACAUGGGCUUCGAGCCACAGAUCAUGAAGAUCCUCGAGAACGUGCGGCCCGACCGCCAGACCGUCAUGUUCUCGGCCACCUUCCCGCGGCCGGUCGAGACCGCCGCGCGCAAGAUCCUGCAGAAGCCGCUCGAGAUCGUGGUCGGCACCCGCAGCACGGUGUGCUCGGACAUCGAGCAGAACGUGGAGGUGCGCAGCGAGGAGUCCAAGUUCCCGCGGCUGCUCGAGCUGCUCAACCUGUGGGACGACCGCGGCAGCAUCCUCAUCUUUGUCGACUCGCAGUCGUCCGUCGACGAGCUGUUCGCCGAGCUGCUCAAGCGCAAGUUUCCGGUGAUGUCGCUCCACGGCGGCCAGGACCAGAUCGACCGCGACCACACCAUCAACAAGUUCAAGAAGACCGAGAACGCCAUCCUCGUCGCCACCUCGGUCGUCGCGCGCGGCCUCGACGUGCCCGACCUCAACCUCGUCGUCAACUACGAUUGCCCGAACCACAUGGAGGACUACGUGCACCGCGUCGGCCGCACCGGCCGGGCCGGGCGCAAGGGCUGGGCCUACACGUUCGUCACCGAUGACGAGGACAAGUACGCGCCCGACCUGGUCAAGGCCCUCGAGCAGUCCGGCGCGUCGGUUCCUGAGUCGCUCAAGAAGCUGGCCGACGACUUUCUGUCGAAGCAGAAGGCCGGCCUGGCCAAGGCCCACGGCAGCGGGUUCGGCGGCAAGGGCUUCCAGUUCAACGAGUCCGAGGCCAACAAGAAGAAGGCCGAGCGCAAGCGACAGCGCAAGGCGCUCGACCUCGACAUCGACGUCGAAGAGUCCUCGUCCGACGAGGAGGAGGGCGAAGAGGGCGCCAGCGGCUCCACCGACGGCGCCAUCCGAGCCGUCGGCGCCGGCGCACCCGUCGCCGUCGUGCCCGGUGCCACCCCGGCCGCCGGCGGCAUCGUCAGCAGCGGCGGUGGCGGUGGUCCGGUGGCCCCGCCCGACGCGUCGGUCGUGAUGCUCGUCGGGCUCAUCCGCUCGGUAGCGCCCGACCUCGUGCGCGACCUGCCGCCCGUGGCCUUCACCUCCAUCCCCGAGCUCGUGCGCGUGCUCCCGGCCAACUCGCUCCUCGCCGUGCUGCCCAUCCUCAACGCGCAGCAGGCCGCCCAACAGGCCGCCGCCGCCGCUGCCGCAGCCGCCGCCGGCGCCGCGCCCGGGGCCAUCACCAGCGCCAACCAGAUCGAGGCCGCCAAGCGCGCCGCCCUCCUCGCCACCCUCGCCCUCCACGUCAAGCGCAACCUCGCCAUGCCCGCGGGCGUCGGUGGUCUGCUCCCGGGCGGCGGCGUCGGCCCGAGCGGCCUGCCCCUGCCCACCGGCGCCGCCGCGCCCGCCGCCGCCGCCGUGCCCGAGCCGACGCACUUUGAGUGCGACCUGGAGAUCAACGACUACCCGCAGCAGGCGCGAUGGAAGGUGACGCACAAGGACGCGCUGUACCAGAUCACGGAGCUGACGGGCGCGGCGAUCACGACGCGCGGCACGUUCUUCCCGCCGGGCAAGACGCCGGGGCCGGGCGAGCGCAAGCUGUUCCUCUUCAUCGAGGGGCCGAGCGAGCAGUCGGUCAAGGAGGCGCGGACGGAGAUCAAGAAGAUCCUCGAGGAGGCCGCGCUGAACGUGCUCGCGCGAGGACCCGAGAAGCCGGCCGGCAAGUACCGCUUCAACUUCUGA
Molecule: messenger RNA, 2919 nt
Organism: Acanthamoeba castellanii str. Neff
Lineage: Eukaryota; Discosea; Longamoebia; Acanthamoebidae
Product: DEAD/DEAH box helicase domain containing protein
Exons: 2
Coding region: 1-2919 (972 amino acids)
Biological process (GO): mRNA splicing, via spliceosome
Cellular component (GO): nucleus
Molecular function (GO): nucleic acid binding; RNA helicase activity; ATP binding
Source: RefSeq, a predicted model, not a curated record